Messenger RNA from Diachasma alloeum, 14330 nucleotides. Its product is annotated as microtubule-associated protein futsch. The record is from RefSeq and is a predicted model, not a curated record. NCBI's taxonomy places the organism in Eukaryota, Metazoa, Arthropoda, Insecta, Hymenoptera, Braconidae. Gene Ontology annotation, cellular component: membrane; cytosol. Gene Ontology annotation, molecular function: RNA binding; SH3 domain binding. Bases 837 to 13724 code for a protein of 4295 amino acids. The transcript has 8 exons.
UUAGAAUCGUGGUAAACAUAAUCAUCAUAUUCUCAUUCGUACGAGAAAUUGGUUGAAAUAAUAUAUAGCCUCGAGAGAGUGCAAAUACCGAGGGAGUCCAAUCGACGCAAAAGCCACCACAGUUCGAUUAUAAUCACCCUCAUUGCUAUUACUCCGUAGACAUUCCGUUGCGCUGCCUAACGAGAGUAAACAUAACGGAAGCUAAGCGAGUUAUUACGUCGAAGACUUUUGAGGGGUUAAAAAAUUCAUUGAGUGCUCAUAUUGAGGAACGAAUAAUGCUAGUGGGAUUAUUCGCUGUUUGGUCGAGUUUUUAGGUUAGUGUGACUCGUUCAGAACAAUUUGGUCUUGGGACGAUAAGGCACGGUAGGACUGGGUGCUUGCUCUCAUCUGCUCGGACACUUGAUCAUUUUUUUUUUUAUUCAUGACUUUAUUCAGGAGAAAUCCAUUGAGUUCUAUUUGGUGAUGCAUAUCGAGAGUGAUAAUAGACCGAUCAGGGCAAGAGUAGUGCAUGAAUUAUUUUGUUUCUUUACCGUGUAUAUAUCCAUUUAGCUGUGGAACAGUGGAUUAGAAAAUCGAAGAGUGCGAUAACUUGAAGAGUGUGAGACGUUAUUUUCAGCGGAGACUGACUCGAACUCUUUCACUUUGUUAUCAAGAGAUCUAUUGCCAAGCACCCCAACACUCCCCUCCCGCGAAGUUUGCCCUAAACCCCUGUCGCUAUCCCUCAAGCGGCCACGAAAAAAUGCUCCAGACAGCAUUGACAAUCACCCCCGCAGCCCGCUGGUGAUGAUCCCCCCACUUACAUUGGAUCAAAUGUGCUCACCUCAGAUAAAGGUGCGAUGAGUAGUAGUGGCUUCCGAGAACGAGGCUUCGUACCACAGGGGCGUUUCGAGGGGUCACACGCCGGCAACCAGGGGGAUGGUCCUCGCCAGAGCAAUACUCGCGGCUUCUCCCGAGGUUCCUUCAACCCUCCACGUCGAAAUGACCGCCCACAAAUGGACACGUGGCCCCCUCCAAACCCCCAGUCCUUCUACCAACACAACCCCCACAACGCGCCUCAAACCUGGCAGAGUCGUGGACGUUUUCAGGGAAAUUUGAGGCAUCAAUUCCGAGGGGGGUCCAACUACCCUGCCCGCGGCACCCGAGGCUCCUUUCCCCGAGGCACAGCCCCGAACUUCAGAUCCCCGAAUGGCAGAGGAAGCCAGAAUCAAUAUCCCAAUCAAGACUGCAGAUGGAGAUUUCCCUAUCGAGAUUUUCCACCGCAGAACGAGAAGCCCGAGGAUCCUGGACCCCCUCCCCUAGGCUCCGAGGAGGAACGCAGACAAAAAAUAACAGACGCAGUUGACGAACUGAAGCGCAAGCUCCUGUGCAACGAUGGAACCUCCACUGAGGACAUGAACCUCUGGGACGACGACUUCAACAUUCCUGGACCUGAGCCAGGGGAUGAGGGAACACUCAAGGGAAUACCUGAACUGAUGCACGGACCCCCUGAGAUCGCCCUCACCACUAGUGACCUCAAGGACAUUGGAAGAGUCGACGUGGACUCUGGACAGAAGUCCACGAACAUCAACGAGAAUGAUCCCGACUGCGAGAUCAUCGACGUUGCCAAGAGCGUGAAAACAUUCAGUGAAAUAACCAUCCACGACUCUGAGGAGAUACCCCUGGAUUUGCCUGAGAACAGCAAUCCUGAUCCUCAGAUUAAUGCACAGGAGAAUCUCCCCGAGGACGAAGGAGAUUUCACGAACGACGAGUGUUUCCUGAAAUCAAUUGAACUCAAUAACUUCAACGAUGACUUCAAUAUCCCCUCAAAUAACGACGGGAUUACUGACGAAAAUGUAUCAGAGGAUUGUCCAAACCCUUCAGACGCACCUCCAGAUCCAGAAGACGUCGGCGAAGCCCCGAGAAACGACGAAAAAUCCCCAGAGCCUGCAAAACCAAACGACGAUCUCCAGAGUUCCAAUCUCUCAUCGAUGCAUCCAUCCCCAGUGGAAAGAGCUUCUCCUCAUCCGUUUGAACUUCCUCAACGCAGAGAGCCCUCCCCCGACGACUUUGUCGAUCGAAAAAUCUCAAAUAAAUCGAGAAGCGAUGUUAACAGAAACAAACCUCGAGUGUGCCCUGUCGAGUUCACCCCCGAGUCUCUCCCCAACGCUAACUCUCCAACAACUGAAUCCAGAGAAUCCACGAGCCUCCAUAAAUCGCCGCGCAACUUGAAUUUUCCCCAAAAAAUCACCGUCAACAUCAAGAAUCCGUUGGAUAAACGAUUCACUCCACCUCCAUUACCAGCAAACAGAGCGCCGCAACCAGCGGAGUUCGAUAUUCUCCAGCCGCCGCCAGUUUUUGAUCCACGGAAGAAGAACAAAGAGCUGCAAAUUGGCAAUUUAAUGCCGGAUUACAAUGUCAUGUGUCCUGGAGGCUACUCGAUGCCCCCGAUGAUGAAUCUACCACCAGUGGAUUACGGUAUGGGACCUGGUUACAGCUCCAUGACGCCAUUCGUCCCCAUGAACUAUCCCCCAGUCAUUCCUCCGUUGGAUUAUCCCACUCCAUUGGGCCCUCCACCUCCCCUUAACAGUAAUUUGAAUGCCGGAUUAAAUCCCAAUUUGAAUCAAAUUCCAAUGCCCGAGAAUCCACCCCCCGCUGCCAACGAGGACGACGCCUUCAGGGAGUUGAGAAAAGCCAUGGAAUUUGCCCAGGAACUCAUGGGAAUGGGCGAAACUGACGACAUUAAUUUCGAAAAAGAGUGUGAAAAUGGUUUUGAUAAUUUUCCAACACUUCCUGAUUUGCCGCCACCACUUCCACCUCUGCCAGUGCCGCCGGCUGAGGAAGAGAUUCAAAAGAAAUCUAAAUCGAAGAAGAAGAAGAAGAAAAAAGAGACGAGUCAAGAGGUCGAAUCCCCCGAAUUUCCCUCGGUAUCUUCAGUUCUUGGUGACUCCACGGCUGCUCCAGCUGCUGCUUCAGCCCCUUCCAUUCCCCAUCCUCCAUCACCAUCCAUCACUCCUCCACAAACCAUCAGUACAACCCCCCCACCUCGGACCAUCACCACAACUCCCCCAGUAAUGAUAAAGAAGGAAAUCAUGUCUCCAACAAAAGAGGAUCGCCCUAAAGUGACAUUUAACCUGAGUCUCCCAUCGAAAAAAUUGGAGCAAUCAAAUGACUGGAGAGAGCAAGUCGUGUCACCAGUACCAGUGGUUGAACCUGACGUAAAACCAGCAGCAGGUCAAGCCGAAUCUACUAAGAGAGCCGAGAAAUUGGAGAAAAAAAUGGAAAAAGUCGUUGAAAAACCGGAAAAUCAUCCAAAAAAGCAGCUUCCCACCUUGGAUCUGAUGGACCUCCUCAGAUCCUCUCAAUUCGACACACUGAACUUAUUCUCCAGUCCUUCAUCGAGCACAUCUCGUCCCUCCCACACUCCCGAGCCAUCAGAGACGCUGCCGACUCCCUCGACCUCAUCCAAAAAACCACAGGAGGCGAGCUGGAAGGACCGUGUCAUCGGUCGUUUCCUCAAGAUGUCGAAGAACGAUAUUAAAAAUAUGAUAAACAACUCGAAUCUUCGUAAAUUUGACAUCGCAAUGCAGCACUUGGUGAAGGAGAAGAAAUCCUCACUCUCCCUGGAGAUGAGAAAUACGGAGGACGAGAAAAUCAAGAGUAAGGACAAUGUUUACGAUAAAGAGGACUUCAUACAUCAGUUGAAACAAAUACUGGAUCCAGCAGCAACUGUUGAUAUCUCCGAUCUGCCGACGAAUUUUAUCCACCAAUUGAAUGAAGUACUUCAGCUCGAUGUACUUCCACAAGAGGAUAACACUGUUGAAACCACUUUAUCCAACCAAGAGACAACAAAUACACCUAAGAUCGAUGAGUUACGCCAGAGCGAGUCGUCGCAAACGUUAGGGAUCAACGCACCUGUUAUUUCCACUGGCGAUACAUUCAAGUUGGGUAAGAUCGAUAAACGAGUGAGUAAAGACACAACAAAGAGCUUGGCAACUAGCAGUGACUCUACAGUUAAUGCACGUAGGGGUAAACGUUGCAAAAAUCCAACAUUCACUGAUAAUAAUCAGCCAAAUCAGCUAAAUCAUCAGUUUCAUUCACCAGAUUCAAGUUUAUCGUCGCAAAUAUCAGUACCCACUGAAGCUGGUGCAUUAAUAAUGGACGAGUUGGAUGAUAUUUUUACUGCUGGAAUCAACAGAGCGAGGAUGACAACAAAAACAGCGACACAAAAUGCCAAACAAACAUCAGCAUUCACUCACAAUUAUGGAAAUAAUUAUGCUACUAAUUCCAUUAUUUCGAGAAUUGAAACACCAAUUGUGGAUAGAGUUGAUAGAAUAUUCAAUACUGGCAUUGCUAAGGCUAAAGCAGCGUCAAAGAGCGAUGAUCAGAGGAUCAUGAGGUCUCGCAAGGGCUCCAGUGAUCUAGAUUUUUUCCGUAAUUUAACCAAGGAAGAGUAUGAUGCAAGGUAUGGAGAGUCCUCUCACUCUUCUCACGACAAUCCCUACAAAAUAAUGAAUUCGAAAAACAGUAAAAAAUUCACCGAUCAGAUUAAUGGAGAAAGAGAUCAGGAUCCAUUUUUGAGGACUCACACUUACUCUCCUCGUUUGCAAAAUAAUUACGGUGAACAUUCAAAUGAGGAUAUUACCAGUGAUGAAUACGACAGUGCAUCCUCCUCGGGUAGCUCUGACAAUAGCUCUGACGAGCCCAGCAUCGACGUCUCUCGGAUGUUGCGUUUCAUAAAGGAACGAGAGAAAAUGGCCAAGAAGAAGAGUCUCAAUGAGGAGAUUAGGGACGAGGUGACAGCUGAGAUUGAACGAAAACGCAAGGAGAAGCGAGCGCACAAAGCCUCAAGAUCAAAGAAAAAGGACAGGAGAGUAAAACGUCGAAAGGAUAAGCAUCACAAGAAUCGAAAGAAGAAGAAGAAGAGGAAUUACUACUCUGGAGAUGAGGAGACUUCUCAAGAUCGUUCGUUGCCCCUUCUCGCUGAGCACCAAAUUAAGAAAGAACCUGAGGAGGAGGAGAAGGUGGACAGGCGAAAGCAGAUGGCAUCUCCUCAAGUUCAACGUAAGAGACCACUUGUUGGGCCGAAAAGUGCGAUGGCUAAAGCUGCCCUGACGCAUCAGGAAGACCCUAAAGCUCCAACAAUCCGUUCCCCCUCGAUUCUGGGAGCCAAACCGACCCAUCAGCCCAAGUUAUCAGUCACUAAUUUAGCCUCCGGUGCCAGCAAUCCAUCUCCAACGAUCGCAUCACCUUCUAAACACUCACCAGCUCACUCAUCCCCCACGAGUUUGAGCUCUAGCAACUCUCAAAAUCCAAAUCCAUUCCUGAAGACGAAAGCACAGCUCAAGCAGAUGCCGGAGGUGGUGAAGAAGACUUUUGAGAGACCGGGGGGUGCUGAGGCCUUCAAGAAGAGUCUGGAGAGGAAGGGACUCUCUACACCUCCACACCAGGUGAGGCCUAUGGCCGAAUUGCUGGGGAAAAAUGCUGGAUUGGAGACUGAAAGUUUCGAUCCUACUGUUACUGUGAAGGUCGAAACUGUUAGCCCGACUAAACCAGCUUCCCCUCCUGUCUCUUCGGUUUGGGGACCAUUGCAGUCGAGUGCUGAAGGCCUUGGGAAGAGUUUAGAUAGAGUUGAGAGUAGAUCACCUCUGACUGUGUCUGAACCUGUAGAAAGUGCCAGAUUUACUUUUCUUCAAAGGAAUAAACUCGUGGAGGACACAGCAAUUAGUUUAGCUCCAUUCGUUCUUGAUAAUGCCAUUUCUCUGAGGAUGAACAGACCUCAGGAAAGUCCUCAGCAAAUUUCUUCAGGGACCAGCGAGGCUGAAGGGGCGAAGGGCGGUUCUAGACCGAAGAAACUGGACUUUAAAGCGUAUCAGGAGAGGGCGUUGGUGAGAAAAUUGCGAGCUGAGGGGAAACUUCCACCUCUGCUGGAGAAAAUUGUUCCUGAUGAGAAGAUCCAGGAGAGAUCUGAAAUUAAUCAAGUCUCUGGUGGUUCCACGUCUCUCAAUGAUCCUGUCGCUUCUGCCGCCCCUUCUCCACCAGUUCUCGUUAAAGAAACUGUGACCAAGAAUUAUUUGCCUUCUGAAGAGGCAAAACUCGGGGACAAACAGAGGGAUAAAGUGAAGACGAUGCAGAAAUCUGCCCAAAUUCCCAGUUCUAAGGAGAAAGUCAUCGAUCAAUCGGAUGUGCUCAAAGGAAAAGUUUCACCUCCCACCGAAGCUAAGAUCAACGCUAACACUGGUCGAUCGAUUCCACCCGGACCACUGAGCUCUAAACGUCGAAUAAAUUCUGGUGAAAUUUCGAAAAGAGAGCACAAUGUAUCUUCACCAGCUACAGAGGGGAAUACCUCCUCACAGCCACAGAAAUCUGUGGAGAAAUCUGGAAUAGUGGAACAGGAAAAGUCUUCACAGCCACAGAAAUCUGUGAAGAAAUCUGAAAUAGUGGAACAGGAAAAGUCUUCACAGCCACAAAAAUCUGUGAAGAAAUCUGAAAUACUGGAACAGGAAAAGUCUUCACAGCCACAGAAAUCUGUGAAGCAAUCUGAAAUAGUAGAACAGGAAAAGUCUUCACAGCCACAAAAAUCUAUGAAGAAAUCUGAAAUAGUGGAACAGGAAAAGUCUUCACAGCCACAAAAAUCUGUGAAGAAAUCUGAAAUAGUGGAACAGGAAAAGUCCUCACAGCCACAGAAAUCUGUGGAGAAAUCCGGAAUAGUGGAACAGGAAAAGUCCUCACAGCCACAGAAAUCUGUGGAGAAAUCUGGAAUAGUGGAACAGAAAAAGUCCUCACAGCCACAGAAAUCUAUGGAGAAAUCUGGAAUAGUGGAACAAGAAAAGUCCUCACAGCCACAGAAAUCUGUGAAGAAAUCUGAACUAGUGGAACAGGAAAAGUCCUCACAGCCACAGAAAUCUGUGGCGAAAUCUGAAAUAGUGGAACAGGAAAAGUCCUCACAGCCACAGAAAUCUGUGGAGAAAUCUGGAAUAGUGGAACAGAAAAAGUCCUCACAGCCACAGAAAUCUAUGGAGAAAUCUGGAAUAGUGGAACAAGAAAAGUCCUCACAGCCACAGAAAUCUGUGAAGAAAUCUGAACUAGUGGAACAGGAAAAGUCCUCACAGCCACAGAAAUCUGUGGAGAAAUCUGGAAUAGUGGAACAGGAAAAGUCCUCACAGCCACAGAAAUCUGUGGAGAAAUCUGGAAUAGUGGAACAGAAAAAGUCCUCACAGCCACAGAAAUCUAUGGAGAAAUCUGGAAUAGUGGAACAAGAAAAGUCCUCACAGCCACAGAAAUCUGUGAAGAAAUCUGAACUAGUGGAACAGGAAAAGUCCUCACAGCCACAGAAAUCUGUGGCGAAAUCUGAAAUAGUGGAACAGGAAAAGUCCUCACAGCCACAGAAAUCUGUGGAGAAAUCUGGAAUAGUGGAACAGGAAAAGUCCUCACAGCCACAGAAAUCUGUGGAGAAAUCUGGAAUAGUGGAACAGGAAAAGUCCUCACAGCCACAGAAAUCUGUGGAGAAAUCUGGAAUAGUGGAACAGGAAAAGUCCUCACAGCCACAGAAAUCUGUGGAGAAAUCUGGAAUAGUGGAACAGGAAAAGUCCUCACAGCCACAGAAAUCUGCGAAGCAAUCUGGAACAAUCGAACAGGAAAAGUCCGCUAAGAAAGGAAAAAUUUCACUGAAGAGACGUAAUAAAUUCAAUAUUCACUUUCGACUGUGUAACAGAGUUAGCAGCGAUGGUCUGCCAGACGUAGUUCCAGUGGAGGGUCUCCCCGACCCCAAAAUUCAAAACUCGAAUCUUCAACAAGAGGGAAUAUCUGAAGAAGCUGGAGAUACGGGUGCUCCAGAGUUUGUAAAAGCACCAGAUAACGUGGAUUCAGUAUUAAAAAUGACGAUUGAUGGUGAGUUUGACGAAAAAGAAGCUGAAUUAUCCUCAGAAAGAUUGACAGGAGUUGUUGAGACCACAUCAACCCCUGAAGAAGCUGCAACGUCCGAGCUUUCAUCCACAAACCCAUCAGAACCGUUGAAGUCUCCAUUUGAGGAUCCACUGAGUACUUACGACCCAUCAGAGAAACAAAUAUUACCAGUGACGACAAGCAAUCCUUCAGACAUAAUUUCACAGCUCGAUGUGACGCCUGAGCUUCUCAAAAAUGAGGGAAUCAAGUCUCUGGAGCUCCUGGAAGCUCCAGCACAACUGAACAACGAGUUGCAGCUUUCCACAAAUGUCCCAAAGGGUUUACAAGAUACGGAUAAGGUUCAUCCAGCCUCAUCAGGGAUUACUGCAAACCCUCAAGACUACACAGCACAGGAAGAGACAGAGAAUCGGUUGGAAGCUCUAAACGACUCCCUGAUCGAAGCUCCAGGUGAUUCUCUCGGAGUUCAUGAUGCAUCUGCACCCUCAAUAUCCCCUCUAGAGGUUCCUCCAGCCCUUCAGAGUCUCCAGGAAGAGGCUCUGCCUCCAGAAUCACUGAAUUCACCUCGAGAACCCCAAACCUCAUCGAUAGAAAAUUUGAAAGGCGUUGAUCUCAAUGAGAGGAACGAUUUAGCUUCCCUGAGGGCUGACGAAGCCACCUGGACGGUCGAUCCUGAUCAUUUAGGUCCAGAGGACCUCCACAAUCUCCAAAACAUUCCAGAUUCAAAGGAGGAAGAAGCCUCCUUCGCUGAGUCUCACACAAAUUGGCAGUUAGAAGCUGAAAUAUCAACGGAGGAAGCAAGGAAGAAUGUUGUCCUCCAUGACAGAGCUCUGGUGGUGGACACUCCGAGGAAUUCUCUGCUAGACGAUCCAAUAGCCUUCGCCACAACUAAUAAUUCUCCAACGAAUGAGGGAGAAGCUACUGAUGAAUUUGGAAUUCUAUGUGAGAAUGACAUUGAGGGCUCGAUCUAUGAGAAUCAGCUGGCGGAAACUUCACCUAUUGAUAUGAUUAAUGACUCCUCACUACCUUUGAGAACUUCAUUCACCCCAGAUGAUGAACUCGUGGGGGGACUGGAUAACGACGAGGAUUUGGAUCAGGCGAAUCAGGUGGCGAUUGUGGUGAGGGAGCUGAUGGAAGUGGGGAGGAAGGCUUCUCCUGAUAGACUGCCUUCUUUGAUUCUUCAGGGGAUGAUUAGGGAGACUGAGGAGGAAGUCAAGACGCCUGAGCAAGGAGAGGAGGGUGACGGCACUGUGAAUAUCACUGGGGAAGGUGUUAAAAUCGUUGGAGAGGGUGAUCAAAGUACGAAAUUGGAUGGAGAAUCUGCUGAGAGCCAUCGAGAAGUGGAAGACACUCCUAAAGUAACUGAAAAUAUUACUAAAACUCUGGUGGAAGUUGAAAAUAUCCAAACACUUGAGGAAGCUGGAGGAACUGUCAAAAUUACUGAGGGCGAUGAUAAAACCCUUGAGGAGGCGGAGGAAGAUAUUAAAGCUCUGCAAGAAGCUGAGGAAAAAGAUGCUAAAGCACCUGGAGGACAUCAGGCACUUGACAGUUUCGACGCGAGUAUUCCAACAGCCGAUGAAUUUGUUCGAAUGCCUGAGCUAGAGGUAGAGCCCCAAAUGCAGAUUCUAGCUCCUGAAGAUGUUGAACAUUCGCUGAACUCUUUGGUAACAGAGGAAUCUCCUACUUCUCAAUCCACUGACAAUCAACUGCCAAAUUCAUCGAGAAUCGAUGAUUCCUCUGCGGUCACUAAAACUGAAACAUCUUCGGGAAUUAAAGAGGGAGAGGAGGUCAUCGAGGAAGAAAAAUCACAGAAAACAGUGAAUCAACAGGAUGAGAAGUCGAAAUCAACUCAACUCUCGGAGAAUCUUGAUAACAGGGUAGAUAUCGAUUCACCAUCUUCUUCGAGACCUUCCCCUACACCCUCGGAGCCGUUACCCACUCCAUCAGGACCCUCACCACCUCCAGAGACCGCGAAACCCGAGGAGAAAGACAAAUCGAAGGACUCAGCCCUCGAAAAAUCGAAGGAUCGUCAUGCAAAGAAGCAAAAGGACGUCGAUCCCCUGAAGAAGCUCAACAAAUUAUCAACAUCAACUCGUGAACGAAAGAAGCACAAGCAUCACGACAAGAAGAAGUCAAAGAUUACUGAGAAACGAGUGGAAGAGGCGAUAAAAUCAAAUAUCGUUGUGGUCUCUCAGCCAACAACGAAGAUUGGGGUGAUGGCGAGGAUGAGGGAGAUUGACAUCGCCAUUCAGAAUCUCAUGAACGAGAAGAUGACACUCUACCAGAUGUUACAGAACGAUGAGUGGCCGAUCCCUCAGGCUGACGUCCCUGAACAGUCGUCAGUGAUCGAAGAAAAACCGAAAGCCAAAUCGGACGAUCCAGAGGAGAAAUCAAUAGUUACGAAGACACCAAAAGUCAUUGUGUCUCGAUUGCCUGACGUGUUAGAAAAUGAACAGUCCAAUACGUCUGACACUUCAUCGAGUAAAUGCGUGCCUUCGGAUGUGACUCCUAACGACACUGUCAAGCCCCAGAAAAAUUCGAAAAAUGAGGAGAAACGUUUACCAAAUUGGGAGGACAAAAUUCCUCACAAAGCGAAGAAGCGAGGCCACAGUAAAGACGAUACUGAAGUCAUCAAACCCAAGGAGGCGAGGAGAGAAGGCCCAGCGGACUCUUCCGUCUCCAAAGCCUCCGAAGAUUCAAACAGCAAAAAAGACAAAAAGUCAAAAACUCUGGAGGAGCCAGUGAGGAAACCUGUGAAGCUGUCGCAAUUGAUUGCUCGUGACUUCAAGCCUAAACCAUCGGUUCCAAAAGCGAAAUCUUCGAAUGUCAGCGAGGAAAGAGGUCGCGAGAGUCGAUCGAAGAGUCUUGAGAAGUCUUCGGCGAAACAUAAAAAUGUUUCUUCUCAUGUGGAGACUAACGAGAGUUCGGAGGUGAAUGCAAGGUCUGACGAGAAGAAGAAGAGGAAGAGGAAGAAAUUGAGUAAAGGAGCUCCAGAGGGCCAGAGUCUUCUUUAUUCUGACGACAGUACUCUGGAUUCUGUUGAUCGAGCUGCAAGUGAUCAGAAGAAGGCGACGGGUUUGGCCUUGCUGGAAGAGAGUAUGAAGCGAGAAGCCGGAAUGAAGAAGAAGCAAGACUCGAAGAAAUCGAAAGAAACCACUGCUGACGACGACAACAUCGACUUCCCCAAAUCAAUUUCAUCCAAGAAGAAACAUUCUCAGAGAAAGUCCAACACUCACGGAAAGAAAUUGACGACUUCUGAAGCCCCAGAAGAUUCUAAAAGUAAGAAACAUGUUCUGGAAGUUAUAGAUGCUGUCGCUAAAAAUCGAAUUACCAAUGUUCAAAAGCCCGGAGUGACAAAAAAACAGGAGAAAACCGAAAAAACCCCUGAGAAAGUGCCAGAGGACGUCAAGAAAAAAGUUAAGGAAGAUCCAAAGAAAUCUCAAGAAUCGAAAAUUGAGGCGAAAGCCCAAAAGAAAAUUGAGACAAAAUUGAAUCUCAUUGACUCUGAUUCAUCCGACGAAGAUGUUCCAAAGCAAGAAGAGUCGACUGGCCCCGCCGAUGUCAGGACCCACGUUAAGACGCCCUCCAAACGUCUUGAAGACUCUAGUGAUGAAAAAGAGAAAGAGAAAGAGCCUCAAGAGCCUAAAAAACCGGAGGGACCAUCAGAUUUGAAAACCUCAACCUUGAAAGCCGCAAUAUUGGACGAUUGGUCAGACACUUCCAGUUCCACCUCCUCGAAAGGUCUGCAGAAGGACAAGAAAACGUCGCAAACCUCCAAACCAAUCGUCGAGGAAUCUGAGGACGAAGUCAAAGGGAUUUUGGAAUCGGAAAAGAUUCCAAAAUCAAAGCAAACUGAUAUUAAACCAUCGAGACCAGAAAAGCCAGUGAAAUCAAAAUCAAAUGCAAAAGAUUCAGACAAAAAAUCGACUUCAAAGGAGGCCGAUAAAGUAAUCCCAUUAGAAAUGGAAAAAUCCAAGAAAGAUGAGAAGGAAAAACCCAGAAUUCCCUCGCGAGUGGGAGAUGAGUCUCCAAUUGAAGGUGACGACGAGGACGAGGACAUUUCCAUAAGACGAAAGGGCACAUCUAGGAGAAGUAAAAAGCUGAGCAACAGGAGAAGCAACAAAUCCUCCUCUCGAAGUAGAUCCAGAUCUAAAAGAGCUCUGCGAUCAAGUUCACGAGAUUCAUCACCGGAGAUUGACAAAGUGAAGAAGCGACCGCGCUCCGGAAGCUCUACGAGCUCAAUACGCAGUCGAAGGAAGUCUUUCACCUCCAGAACUGAGCCUCACCUGAGUAGACACAAAAGAAAACGACAAUUCGUGGAGAGGAGUCGAGAAGAAAUGAUGAAUUGCCGAGUUGAAUUGAUUGACUGCAAGUAUUUGUUGACUUUACGACCUGAAGCUCAUCCUCAAACGUUUAGACGACUCGGGAUAUCUAGGAUAAAUCCUUGGACACCGCCUAAAUGUAUGGUUUUGAGUGAUGAGAAGAGCAGGAGUGAGGAUGAUUAUCAGUCGAUGAUUGUGGUCGAGAUUGACGAUAACGUCGGCAGUUCAUCGGCGGUUGAAUUGAUUGAGGAUGGAGUCGAUCCUGAGGAGGAUAAAAUGUCGGACAAGUCGGUCUGUCUGGGAUUCCCAGUGUCCCCUAGGGUCGAUGAAUUGGCGAAGGACAGGAGGGAGGAGCAGGCGGAAUUGGGGGAAAUUGAAGAGACUGAGGUGUUGGGAAGGAAAGGAAGGGAGGGGGUGAGUGAAGGGGAUGUUGAGGUAAUUGAUAUCAAGGAGGAACCCAUCACGACACCGGACAGUAGCACUGAGGAAGGCUGUGGUAAUGGUGGGGAUGAAGUGGUGGAGAAAGAAGUGAAGAGUAGUGAGAAGGAGGGAGAGCUGAAAGGGAAUAAUCAAGAGCCCGGCGAUGGUGAGGGUAAAGGGGAUGAUGAUGAGAGGGAGAGGAUGAGGUACAGUGCACACAAGGGACCCAUUCUCGAUAUUAAGGUAUUUGGCGAUUCUUUCCUGGCAGCUAGUGAAGACGGCGCAAUCUACAGAUACAGUCAAAAAUCAAAUGGAAUAUUGAACAUUUACAAGGGACAUGAAGCCGCUGUUACGUGCCUUUACGUACAUGAAAUCCCAGGGAUUACAGAGAGCAAAAAGUGGUUCCUUUUUUCUGGGUCACUUGACGCUAGUUUACGUUGUUACGAUGUCAUGGGCGGGAUACUGAAUCGUCCUAAAGUCACAGUUGGGAGUCCCAUUCAAUGCAUGGAUGAAGCCUGGGGAAGUAUCUUCAUUGGAACUAAAUCGGGCCAUAUUUCACGUUAUGACAUCAAGACCGGAAGUUUGAGGGAAGACAAAUUAGAUUUUUCUGAUAAGCCAGUGCUCGCUUUGCGAGCGUCGACUGAGGGCCCACGAAAAAUCCUGAUCGUUGCCUCUCGCAACCAACCAAUUACUAUUCGAGAUGCCCAGAGUGGUCUUUUCCUCAGGACAAUAGCUGGACAGCGAACUCAUACGGUUUACAGCCUUAUGAGGGACAGAAAUCUCGUCUACUGUGGAACGAGCAGCACUUCCAUUCCUGUAUUCGAUUUCAUUAGUGGAGAGCAGGUGACGCAGUACACAGCUGGUGUUGGUAUUGUCUGUAUGAGGCUUUAUCAGCAAUUACUGUUUGCGGGCUGUUAUGACGGGAAUAUUUACGUUUUUGAUACCAAGGAACCAAAGUUGAUUUGCAGCAUCCCAGGCCCUGGAAAUAUGUUGCUGAGUAUGGAAAUCAUCGACGAGACUAUCAUUGCUGGGAGUAAAGACCGACAAUUGCACGCAUGGCGUAUGCCUCCUUCAGUUCGUACAAUUCUCCUUGAGAGAACCUAGCAAAUGCUCAGAGAUCAUAAAUUUAAGUGCCUAGAAAGUCUAGUCAAACGUAUAAAGACUCAGAAAUUGAAUGCAGAAAUCUAAAAGUUGAUAUGCGUCUGCCUGACACAGAACAAAUCGUGAAAAGUGUAUGAUAGUAUAAAUAUUGCACAUACGUCUUAUUUUUUUUUUUUUUUUGUACAAAGAUAAGUCAACAAUGCUGAAAAACACCAUGAAAUGUAAAAACCAUUGUUCUCUAAUAGUCGUAAAAAUGUUGGUUUAUAAGUUCAAAAAAAUCGAUAUAUUAGUACAGUAUUGUUUCGUUCAAUGAUUUUUCCCCUCUGAGAGGAAAAGAAAAAGAUGGAGGUAAUAAAUAGGAGUUUAUCUAUUUAUUAUAGUGCCAAAUGUACCGCUAUUUCUGUUUCAUGUUCAGCAUGUUUAUUUAGUGUAUAAUGUGUUGAAAAUAAACUUAAGACAAAAGUACAUGAACAUGCUUAGAACUAAGGGUCCACUAGCGAAAAAUACGAAUGGGAAUAACUAUUAGUAUAAUUUUUUUUAUGAAAAAUUGUCAAAAUUAUAGAAAAUUUACAUUGAAAGGGAUUAAAAUUAUUCGCCACAUACAUUGAA